ACCCGAACAACGGUGCUUCCUUUAUUCAGUGCUCAUAAUGAAUUUGUGUUCCUAAUCAUAAUUAAAAAGUUCUGUUGCAAAAACAUUUACUUGAUAUUUGGUGAUUAAUACUAAAGAGAAGGUAACCAUGACGUCAAGCUUGCCUAUACCAGCUGAUGUAUUGAAAACACUUGUGUGUAUUAGAUGUCACAAUUUUCUUUCGGUAUUUCCAAUCUACACAAAAGAUGAUGGUACUGGCGCCGUAUGCGGUAGAUGUAAAGUGGUAGAAGACGAUAAGUUUGUACGAGAUGAAGCUUAUGAAAGUAUAGCUCAGUUUUUUCCAUUUCCAUGUAGACAUAGUGAAUCUGGUUGUAAAGAUAAUCUCGUGCCGGCUCAACUCGAGUACCAUGAACUUUACUGCGAAUUCAGAAGAUUUGAUUGUCCAUCUAAAAAUUAUUCCAAUUGCACUUGGAAAGGACUUCGUACUGACAUAGUAGAGCAUUUCUCCAGUCAACAUGCAAAUCUGUUACUGAAAGAACCUAGCUUUGAAAUUAAUUUUGUUUACUCUCUAGAAGAAUGUUUACUUCUUUCGCAUGGUAAUGAAAUAUUUAAUGUUAAAAAAGAAGUUGAUGCCCGGAAAGGUGUAUUUUCCUGUUCCAUUGAACAUAUGAAUGUCACCGAAAAAUCUGAUACCUUUAACUAUUUCUUGAGGAUUGUUAGCAGCAAUAAAAACUUUUUCUUUACAUGCCCUCAGAAAAAUACAAGCAGUGAACAACGGCUAAAUAGUACUCACUUAACCAUUGAAACUGUUAAACAAAAACUACAAGAUCCAGAUUCUGUCAUUGUAAAUAUUGAAAUAGUAAAGGCAGAGGAGUCUAUAACAGAAAUAGAGGAAAUUCCAAUAGAAGAAAACGCUGAUGCUAGACAAAAUCCAAAUAUAAUCUGGGCACUUCUUGCGAAUAUGGAGUGUCCUGUUUGUUUAGAUUUUAUGCUUCCGCCUAUAUACCAAUGCGCUAACGGCCAUAGUUAUUGUGAAAAAUGUAAGAUAAAAAUUAAUACCAUAUGUGCUCUUUGUCGAGUAGCUAUUCAUGAAACUCGGAACUUUACUUUAGAAAAAAUGAUAGAGUUGUUAACUUAUCCUUGUAAGUAUCAUAAAGCUGGCUGUACGUAUUCCUGUAUUUCAACUGAAAUACGAGGUCACGAAGUUUGCUGCGAAUUUGGACCAUUCAUUUGUCCGCUAAAAGGCACCACCGAUUGUGACUGGGAAGGCAGUCAUUCAAAAUUAUUUGACCAUAUCGAUAAUAAUCAUAAUGAAUUCGUCUUAAAAUCCGAUCAAAUCUCUAUACCUUUUAAUGACCAAACAAGGAAGACUUAUAUAAUAAAAUACGAGAAGAAGAUUUUCCAAUUUGAUUAUAAUUAUGACAAGCAAAAGCUUUAUUUGUCUGUCCAGAUUAUUGGACGAUCCACAGAUGCUAAAAAGUAUAGAUUUGAGGCUGAUGUAAUUGACUUAGGCGGGUUAAAGAGAAAAUGCUUUAAUGUGGGUUUGGUUUCAGCCCUUACAUCUCUGGAUGAACGCUUUCAAGAUGGCAAAUGUGUUAAAAUUUAUCUAGAACAAAUUAAUGGUUUUUAUUCGGAUAAUAUUAACUUAAGAAUCAGAAUCAUCAAAGGCUAAAUACUUUUAAAUAUAUAUUUUAUUUUUGUAUUUGUAUUUGUUAAUUUGUUUGGUAAAGAAAAUCCUAUAUAGUAAAAUGUGCAAAUAACUAAUCAGGAUGUUUCAUUUAUUUUUUCACUAAUCAUUAGAUACGUAAUCGUAAUAACCAAACUAAUUUUAAAUUUAUAUAUAUUUUUUAAUUAAUAAAUAAUCUCAUUUU
Diabrotica balteata is the source of this 1850-nucleotide messenger RNA. The record is from the annotation of a GenBank genome assembly. NCBI's taxonomy places the organism in Eukaryota, Metazoa, Arthropoda, Insecta, Coleoptera, Chrysomelidae.